This is a messenger RNA of Schistosoma margrebowiei, 1086 nucleotides long. The record is from the annotation of a GenBank genome assembly. Lineage: Eukaryota; Metazoa; Platyhelminthes; Trematoda; Strigeidida; Schistosomatidae.
AUGUUUGGAAAGAAAUCCAAGAAUUUACCAAUUUAUGAAAACGAAUCACAUUCUAAAGCUAAUAUAACUGGAAAUCUAAAAAAUCCCAAUCAUCAUUUUUCUUAUGAUUCGAGUAUUUCAAGUGAAAACUUGAUGUUUAAUAAAAAGUUAACUGGCAAAUUUAAACAAAAUAAAGCUUUAAGUUUAAUUUACAAAAUGAAUAUAUUCUCACGUAAUAGGCAAACUGUCAACAAAAUAGUCAAUUAUAAUGAUUCAGUUCAACUUGAUAUACCUAAUGAUGAGUCUAUGGAAGAAAAUAGAUCAGUUAACUUGAGUCUUUCUCCAACGCAUAAAUCAGAAUUCGAUAGUAGAAACACUUCCCCUAUUUAUUGUGAUCAAAAAUCUGAACAGCAUUGUAACUCUAAAGUCACUAGACUAUCCACGAAAUCUAUAUCAAAAACAGAUUCACAAAAGAAUAAUCCACUCCACACGGAUAUAUACACGCAUGAUAAUAGCAUAUAUGGAUGUACAAGUGAAUCAUCUGGAUUUAAAGAACAACAAGGUGCAAUUUCAUCCUCAUUACCAUUCACAAUCCCGGAUCCAACUGCUUACAGAGAUUUAGAUAAUGCUAGUCCUGAAACUAUUGAACUAUGUCGUCAUCAUUCAUGUCACUAUUGCUUCUAUGUUUAUUUUCCAUCAUCAACUGUAGAUGAUUGUUUAUUACCAUUUCGAAGAAAAUAUUUCCAAGAUAAAUUUUCACAAUUAAAAAAUUCACAAUAUAAUAAUGAAAUUAAACAAACUAAAUAUGCACAAAAUAUAUUUUCUGAUCGUCGUAUUCAUUCAAUUGAAAAACAAUCUGGUACACAAAUACAUUUAAGUGAACUUUAUUCAAGUAUAAUAUGUAUUAAAGGUAUACCAUGUCGACGUUUAACUAUAGCAGGUCCAUCAUUUGUUAAUAUUUGUUAUGCAUUAAAUUUAUUAGAAAAUUUAUUACCAAAUAUUAUUAAAGGUGCUAUUUUUCCAUAUCGAUUACCAGAAGCAAUACACAAAAUUACUAAUAUUCAAUUAGUAAAAAUAUUUCUGAGCAAAUGUCAAAAUCAUUACUAA